GAGUGACGCGGCGUUAACGUACUAGAAGAUAAAAUUUGCUAGAAUAAAUCUCGGAUUAUAAAGACAACUCCUAGAGUUCGAAAGCACCCACCUGAACAUCACCUAGGUAUAUUGCCUGUUGCCAUCACCCAAACGCCAUCGGUAUGCUUGUAAUAAUCCCAGAGGCUUCAGAGUAUGCCUCGAAGUUACUCAGCAUAUUGAGACUUUAUCAUCAUCACCGCCGCAAUGCCCUACGCCGCGAGAAAAGCAAAAAGAAUGAACCAGAAGACUUGCGGAAGUCUCUUGGUGUUGAGCACGUCAAUAAACAAGUAACCUCUACUGUAAAAGAUAUUUUCACUACGCAAAAGCAUCUCACCUCGGAUGACGAUAAUCACGAUACGCAAAGUAUUUCCACUUCAGCGGAAUGCGACGAUGAUUACAGUUUUAUUCCAUUCGGUAUGAACCUAGUGUAUCCUUCCCACGUCGGCGAUUCCCCCAACACGCGCGUGUCCUUGCAUAAAAGCCGCCCAAUCGGUUUCUUCGGACAGGUCCCGUCAAACCUCUCCGGCGAGACGCUUGUUCCUCGGCCUCCAUUUGAAGAGCAUCAAUGCAGUUUAACUUCGAACCUUACCUCCCCAACUCCUAACCACCACUGCCAACAUCAUUGUCGAGCGGAUAUCCGUCUGCGGAGAUCAGUCUCCUACCGAAAAAUUGACUAUUCGAAGCGCCGGUUCGCAGCACGGACGUGUCGGACGAAAGCACAACGGGGAAAUCAGCAUGAUGGUUUGGCUAAUAUGGUAAGGUCUAUCGUAUAUGAUAGGUUACUAAUGGCUGAUUAGCGUGUAGCAUAUGACUCUUCCUAUCCGAACACGCGAGAACUGAUGGGAUUUUUGAGUGGACGGGUAUGGCUGAUGACUGGCUUGUCAACUCUGCAUUGACGGGUAACAUUGCUUCUUGAUAUUUGAUUUAUUUGGAGUAGGUUUUGGAAAGCGUGUUAAGGGUCUCUCAUGUGAGUUUGUGUAAAAAAUGAGCUGGG
This is a messenger RNA of Hypoxylon trugodes, 1015 nucleotides long. RefSeq lists its product as uncharacterized. The record is from RefSeq and is a predicted model, not a curated record. The transcript has a single exon. The coding region runs from base 144 to 818 and encodes 224 amino acids. NCBI's taxonomy places the organism in Eukaryota, Fungi, Ascomycota, Sordariomycetes, Xylariales, Hypoxylaceae.